This is a messenger RNA of Capsicum annuum, 1858 nucleotides long. RefSeq names its product dihydroorotase, mitochondrial. Gene Ontology annotation, cellular component: chloroplast; cytoplasm. The transcript has 8 exons. Gene Ontology annotation, biological process: pyrimidine nucleotide biosynthetic process; 'de novo' pyrimidine nucleobase biosynthetic process. The coding region runs from base 385 to 1560 and encodes 391 amino acids. Gene Ontology annotation, molecular function: dihydroorotase activity. The record is from RefSeq and is a predicted model, not a curated record. NCBI's taxonomy places the organism in Eukaryota, Viridiplantae, Streptophyta, Magnoliopsida, Solanales, Solanaceae.
GCCUUCUUCCUUUUAUCUCUUUUUUUUUUUUUUUUCCUUUUUUAAAUUUUAGUUUUUAGUCUAAAUCUUUUUUUGGAUCCAAUUAAUUCGAAUUCGUCAAAAUCCCAUUUUAAAAGUAAACCAGUCACUAUCAAAAGACCCAAAAUCUCAAAUUUGACCAAUUGGAGAUCUGUUCAUUUCCUUAUUUUUUGGGUUUUCAGCAUAUUUUUUUAUUCCGGGAAAACAAAUUUAUAUUUACCUUUCUAUUUCCAAAAUAAUACUACAACGUUAACCUAGUUAUACAUUUGGGACAAAUAUAUAUAUAUAAACCAAACCCCAUUAAAAUAAAAAAGUUCCCGUUCGACUCAAAGUAAAAUUUUGUUUAUUUUUCUUCUGGUUUACCAAAUGCUGGCUUCUAUAGGAACAAGUGUCUCAGAUUGUCAAGUCAUGAGGACUUUAUUAUUCUUCCCCUCUAAAAUUUCACGUAUACCAGUUGUUAGCUUUGGACGAAAAAGCUCGUUAAAAGCAUACAGUGCAAAAAUGGAGCUCUCAAUCACACGACCUGAUGAUUGGCAUCUUCAUCUCCGUGAUGGUGACGUUCUUAAAGCUGUUGUGCCUCACAGUGCACAGCACUUUGGGAGGGCGAUAGUCAUGCCAAAUUUGAAGCCUCCUAUCACUACAACCGCUGCUGCUGUGGCAUAUCGGGAAGAGAUAUUGAAAUCUUUGCCUGCUGAUAGUGAUUUCAAGCCUCUUAUGACACUUUAUUUGACAGAUACAACCAGUCCUAUGGAAAUCAAACUAGCAAGAGAGAGCCAGGUCGUAUUUGGGGUGAAGUUAUACCCUGCUGGUGCCACAACAAAUUCUCAAGAUGGAGUGACUGAUCUCUUCGGGAAGUGUUUGCCAGUUCUACAGGAAAUGGUUGAGCAUAAUAUGCCUCUGCUGGUUCAUGGAGAGGUCACAAAUCCUGAGGUGGACAUGUUUGAUCGAGAAAAGGUAUUCAUUGAAACAAUUCUACGCCCUUUGGUGCUGAAAUUUCCCCGAUUGAAGGUUGUGAUGGAACAUGUUACCACCAUGGAUGCUGUUAAUUUUGUUGAAUCUUGCAAUGAAGGAUUUGUCGCAGCGACUGUCACCCCACAACAUCUUGUUUUGAACAGGAAUUCUCUCUUCCAAGGGGGCUUGCAACCGCAUAAUUUCUGCCUUCCAGUGCUCAAAAGAGAGAUCCACAGGCAGGCUCUUGUAUCAGCUGUAACCAGAGGAAGUAAAAGGUUUUUUCUUGGGACUGACAGUGCUCCUCAUGAUAGACGAAGGAAAGAAUGUUCUUGCGGAUGUGCUGGUAUUUACAAUGCUCCUGUAGCCUUGUCAGUAUAUGCAAAGGUGUUUGAAAAGGAAAAUGCACUCGACAAGCUAGAAGCAUUUACGAGCUUCAAUGGACCAGACUUUUAUGGGCUUCCUAGGAACAAUUCAAAGAUUAAGUUAAGCAAGACACCAUGGAAAGUACCAGAGUCCUUUUCUUAUGCAUCGGGAGAUAUUGUUCCCAUGUUUGCCGGUGAGAUGCUUGAUUGGUUGUCGUCUCCUCUGUGAGGGGAAAAAAGAGUUUCCAGUUCUCAUUUGCCUUUCUUCUUGUACUGUAAUGUUGUGAUUCAACCAAAGAUAUAGACUAUAGGAGUAGUCAUCUUUCCUUUCAUGUUGAUUAGAUAUUAUCGUGAUGAUAACCGCGCUCCGAUAAUAUCCAUUCAACCAAAAAAUCAUGGAAAUAAUAGUGCCUGCAUGUGAAGCUUUAGUCCUUCAGUGUUGGAUUUAUCGGCCAAUGGUUCGAAUUUAAAUUAAAAGCUGCUGUAUUCUAAAGUUCUUCAAUUGUUCAUUUGAUUUUGAAGGUUUA